Mus pahari (shrew mouse) is the source of this 195-nucleotide messenger RNA. RefSeq names its product beta-defensin 5-like. Gene Ontology annotation, cellular component: extracellular region. The transcript has 3 exons. Lineage: Eukaryota; Metazoa; Chordata; Mammalia; Rodentia; Muridae. Bases 1 to 195 code for a protein of 64 amino acids. The record is from RefSeq and is a predicted model, not a curated record. Gene Ontology annotation, molecular function: chemoattractant activity; CCR6 chemokine receptor binding. Gene Ontology annotation, biological process: cell chemotaxis; defense response to bacterium.
AUGAGUAUCCAUUACCUCCUCUUCGCAUUUCUCCUGGUGCUGUUAUGUCCACUUGCAGGUACUUUUAACCAACAUAUCAACAAUCCUGUAAGUUGCCGUAUGUUAGGAGGCAAAUGCCUGCAUCGGUGCAGGGGCAAACAUCUUAGGAAUGGCAGUUCUUCACUUCGUAGACUCUCAUGCUGCAAGAUAAAAUAG